AUGAGCUUGGAGCGGUACUCCUUCAGCCGCUGCACGUUGGCCUGCAGGGACUCCGUGGACUUGUUCCGCCGUCUCGGGUCCACCGAGAUCCCGAUGGUGCGGGCCACCUUCUUGUGGAUGCCGGCCACCUGCCCGACACGCACGGAUGAAGCCCCCGCGGGGCCCGCGGCGCCGGGCGGCGGCCGGGCCGCUCAGCCGUCAGAUGGAAAAGGGUUCGCGCCGGUCGGCUCGCUCGCCGAGCAGGGGAGGGGGCGGCCCCCCAGCAGCCCGCACCGCGGCUCACCUGCGGAUCUUCCGCGCCGGCUGGUUGAACCACGUGGCCACGCGCCGCUGCCAGUCCUUGUGGAAGUGCGGCUUCAGGAUCAUGCCAUUCCGGCUGGGCGCCAUGGCUGCUGCCUACGGGCGUGGGGGCGCGGGGAGCGAGUCAGGGCCCGGGCCACGGUCCUCUUCCGACUGCGGCCGCGCCCGGAGCAGCCCUACACCGAUGGCCGCCGAUGGCCGCGGAUGGCCGUGGAUGGCAGCGGAUGCGACCCGACGCCGCCAAAGACGCCCGGAUCCACCACACUCACCUCCUCCGGCGGAGAACGGCCAGCGGAAAAGAACAGGCGCCGCAAGGCGCCCUGGGAUGGUACUGGGCUCAGCCAAUCAAAAGCGCCGAAGAGUUCUGGCCGAUCAGAGCCGGGGAUCCCGGAAGUGACGGAUGCACGUCCUCCGCGCCCUGGGCGAACUUGGCGCGUCUCGCCCGCCGCGUUCCGGACGCGGGGCCGCACUGGGUCCACGGCGGGCGGCUACGGGGCUCCACGGCUCCGAAGAGGAACGCCCAGGCCGGGGGAGAGUAGUGGCGCUUUACGUGCGGAGUCUUUCCUGCGUCCGCACGUCACGGGACUCGAACUGACACUGCGCGUUUGCUCUCAGCGGGGCGUCAGUGCUUCACGGGCGUCUUCACGCAGCGCCGCACAGCCGCCUCUCCUUGGCGGAGGGGUCAGCUACCUUCCCCGAGGGCGGGCAGCUGGGGCUGAGAACGCGGGUCCGGCUGCAGACUGCCGCCUGCACAAGACGAGCGGCAUAGAAAGAUGCCAAGUGGCCGGAGGCAGCUCCAUGACCCGUGCCCCCGCGUCUCCUGUUCUCCAGGGCGAGUCUAGGAAACCGCCUUUCCAUCCCAGGAACCCUUCUUUCCCACCGUCGCCCCAAACACCAGGCUUCUUCGUAAUAAAACUUAGUCGACAUUCGAAGUCAUGACACAAAAUGA
This is a messenger RNA of Ailuropoda melanoleuca (giant panda), 1249 nucleotides long. RefSeq names its product translation initiation factor IF-2-like. Lineage: Eukaryota; Metazoa; Chordata; Mammalia; Carnivora; Ursidae. The transcript is spliced from 3 exons. The coding region runs from base 1 to 1239 and encodes 412 amino acids. The record is from RefSeq and is a predicted model, not a curated record.